Molecule: messenger RNA, 3695 nt
Organism: Betta splendens (Siamese fighting fish)
Lineage: Eukaryota; Metazoa; Chordata; Actinopteri; Anabantiformes; Osphronemidae
Gene: ism2b
Product: isthmin 2b
Exons: 6
Coding region: 616-2019 (467 amino acids)
Source: RefSeq, a predicted model, not a curated record
CCCCACGCACCUCCCUCCGCACAGCUGUGAGCAAUGAGCAUCCCACCCCCAGCUCCUCCAGCAUCAACGCUACGAAUGCGUGCGUAAAAGACGCGGUUACCGAAACCGGUUGGCUGGUUGCGGUGCGCACCCGAACACGCACAGCCCGUGGAUCCACUUCAGCUGGAUAAUGGAUUAACCCGACAGAUAGACAGCGGACUGCGUGCUCCAGAUGUCAACGCACUGGAAGAAAACCCACCCACCCACGAUGGAGUGACUCAGACUAAAGUAGCUGAAUAAGAGGGCGCCGGUGCGGACGGGGAGAUCCUCUCCGGUGCUUAAAGCUCGUCACGUUGCGGCUUUUUAUGGGGAGGAGAAGCGCUGAGCUCGAGCCGCUUCACGGACUGACAGUUGCUGCGCGAGGCGCUGGCGUCAGAUAUGGAUCGCACGCGGCACACCUCAGGGCGCGCGAGCGCGUCUUCAUAAAGUGAGAGAACGCGAAACUGACAGGGCAAAGAAACUUCACGAGUCAAAGUUACUGGGAGAAAACGACCGUUUUCGCUCGACCAACGGGUUAAUUUAGACAGAGUUAAGCUAGUUUCAGCGACCUUCACUGGACACUUUGAAGUAGAGAAGAUGCGGCGGGAGGUCGCGCGGAGAUUUCAGAUGCUCCUCGUGCUCUGGUCGGUACUUGUUACUUUGGGGACUGGGUUUCCUACAAGACACAAAGGUGUUGCCCACAAGGGUCAUGGCCACCCAAAUCACAGUGGUGGGGUCCAAUAUGUCCCUGAGACCCUCGAGCAACAGAAUCAGGUGCAAAGUCUGCCUGAAUCGCACAGCCAGCAAAGGAGAUGGUCACACCACCAACACCACUCCACUGAAGUUCUUCCACAGCCAGAACCUGAGGAGGAGACCCAACCAUUCAUUCUCGAUCUCAAAAACUUUCCGGACCUGGCCAACGCUGACAUCAACGCACAAAAUCCCAACAUACAGGUAACCAUUGAGGUGGUGGAUGAUCCUCAGAUGGAGGUAGAGAUGGACCUGGCCAAGGAGAAAGACUGGCUGCCCUCUUCUUCCUCUUCCACAGUGGAUUUGCUUGGAGGCAAGAAGCUUUUCUGGCCCCUUUUCUGGAGCUAUACAGAUGCUGAUUCUGGCGAGGAGAGCAACAGUCGGUCAGGCAUUGAGGAAACUGGUGAGGAAGAGGAGGAGGAAGAUUACUCCCUGGAUUAUGGCAGUGAGGAGCCUGUGCCCAGUGGAGUAGGUGGAGACUGGGAUGCUCGUUGGAAUGAAGGCUUGGAUCCUAUGCAGAGCUACUAUGAGGAGACAGAGGAGUGGUCACCCUGGACUGCCUGUUCAGUGACAUGUGGACAUGGUGAAAGGAAAAGGACCAAGUCCUGUGGCUACUCCUGCACUCUGACAGAGUCCUCUAAGUGUGACCUGGAUCCUUGUCCUGGUGACCUUAACACUGUGGUGGAGCCUUUCCCUUUUGAGAUGGAGAAUGGCACAGAGCCAUUUGGAACAGAUGUGGACAGCUGUGAGAAGUGGCUGCAGUGUAAGAGCGAGUUCCUCCAGCGGUAUCUCCAGCAGGUGUUGUCUGAGUUGCCCAGCUGCCCCUGCUCCUACCCCUCUGAGGUGGCCUACACUGUAGUGAGCACCUAUGACGAGAAACAUGGCCGGCAGUUCCGAUGGCGCGAUGCCAGCGGCCCGAAGGAGCGCCUGGACAUAUACAAGCCAUCAGCUCGAAGCUGCAUCCGCUCAGCACUUUCUAGUGACUCGUCCACGCUUGCGGCCCAGCAUUGUUGCUAUGACGAUCGUGGGCGGCUGAUCACACGGGGCAAAGGUGCAGGCACACCAAACCUCAUCAGCACCGAGUUCUCGCCCGAGCUGCAUUUCAAGGUGGAUGUUCUGCCGUGGAUCCUGUGCAAGGGGGAUUGGAGUCGUUUCCAUGUGGUGCGGCCACCGAACAAUGGGCUGAGCUGCGCAGAAAACCCCCACGAAGACGUGUUUAUGAACGAAUUGGAAGAGGCCAGGGAAUACUGAGGGAACACACCCACCUCACUUUGAGCAUCAAAGAGCCCAAUCCUAAUCUGAGCAGGGACUGUGUGUCUUAAAAUCCUAAAAUAGAUCAAAUUAAAUGUGCAUCAGUUAUUACAAAUCCAUUCAGAAGAAAUGCAUAUUUGCGAUUGGGGCAUUUUCGGGGUGUAGAUCUGAUGGUGUCAACUUUAGGCAGUAUCCUGAUAUCAUGCUUGACUCAGUUGAAGGACUUAAUGUCAGUGGAGAAAAGCAGUGUUGUCCUAUCGCUCCCCAACCUCCCAAACAUCCAGCAUGACAUCCAGCUCUCUCUUCAUAUUCAGUACAUCCUGCUCUUCCUGGUUUUAAAUGUGUGACUGUGAGGUGGCUAUAUUGAUGAACCAAACACACGCAUGGACACAGUCGAGCAAGUGUAUUUUCCAAAAAUUGCUGCUACAACAGGGGACACAGUAAUCCACGUUUCAUCAUCAGACAUUACAAACAAACUUUAGAAUAAGUUACGAGGGAAGGAAGCUAGAAUCGUUUGAUACAUGCAGUUGUGUUGCUACAGAGACUAAUGGCCAGUAAUCCAUGUUGUCACAAGUGUUUGUCACAUAGAUGGAGAUACUUUCCUAAUAUUUUCAAAGCAACAAAAGUAUACCAUAUAAUGUGGGGUGCCAAAGAGUUACAAAUUACGCGGUUGGUGCCUGUGUAGAUCCAGCCUCCUCGGUAGAAACACACAAGUUCUGCAGUGAGUAGAUUGUGCACAUAGACGUGUCUACAAUGUUCUCAGGGGGACUAACUGACCAUGAUGCAUUUAUUCAUUUACCUCGACAGUGGACCACUAUUGGACCUUGUGCAAAGUGUACUGGAGUUGGAACCCUUAUUCCAGAGCAGCAGAAGGUCUCUUUGGGUUUAUGUACAGAAGUUGAUUGGAUAGCAAGGGCAGACUUACUUAAAUAAACAUAUAUGAGAGGUCACAUUGUGAAUAAUGGUGAAAGCACCAUAGAAACCUAGUAUAAGACAUGGUGCAGAUGAAUGAUGGCUGAUUUUUAAUGCUAGCCAAGGCAGUUGUAAUUUUGUAACAGUAUUAGAUUCUCCACCAGCAGCAGUGGCAGUGAUCUUAAACCUUAUUACUCUAGAAGCUGCCCUUUCUAUCCAAUCACACUCAAUGCUCCAAAUUUCAGGAAUUCUGCUUCCACAUUUGUUUAUGCAAGUCAUGCAUUUACAUUUUGGAAUCACUAGUUUUAAAGGAAGGCACUUUAUUUAAGAUAUAUAUAUAUAUCAACAAAUGGUAUAUUAAAAUGUACUCAUGUUCACCGUGUGUUGAUUGAUGAAAGUGUUAUGGUGAAGGGAGACUUGCCAGAGAUGCUGCAUUGUUCUGAGAAAGUGCAUAAAUAAGUUGUGUUGAGUUCGAAAAGCAUGACCCUGUGUGAUUCUGAAUCUAGUAUUACAUAUAUGGUGUUGUACAGUAUUUAUUUGUCUGUUCUCUCUUUUUUUAAGUUUGCUGAAGCUUUGAAGUGACUGUACUCAACACGGUGCACUAUUUGGACUGAAACAUGAAGGGACGCAUUGUUAAAAGGGAAACAUCUCUCCUCUUAUCACCACAUACAGCAACUUCAAGUGUUAUCCUGUGUACCACAGUUGUGUAUGAAUACGUUGUUGCAAUUAUGAUGAAGAAAUAAAUAUAAAGAUAUUGCAUUCAU